UAUUUACCAUCAGUAGCCUAAGAUCGAACUGGGUGGACCACCCAAUUCGUCCCUCUACUUGUGUUAGACAUGUUUCAACCUCCAGUUGGUAAUAUAGAUCUAGAAGCUCUCAGCGGUAUUUGUGGAUCCAUAUCCAUUGCGUGUUGGGUUGUUGUAUUUUCUCCCCAGAUCAUAGAGAAUUUCCGUCGUGGCUCAGCAGAUGGCUUGUCACUCCUCUUUCUUGUUGUCUGGUUAGCGGGCGAUGUAUUCAAUAUCCUCGGGGCUGUCCUGCAAGGCGUUCUGCCGACGAUGAUCAUCCUGGCUGUGUACUACACACUCGCCGAUAUUGUCUUGUUGGGCCAAUGUUUCUACUAUCGAGGAUUCACCCUGAGGGAUGAACCGUCACCACCGAGCUCGCGCCUCCAGGAAUCAGAUGCCGAAGACCAGCCUUCGUUUCCUGGAAAGGUAUCAGAGCGAACAGCUCUACUAUCCGCAAAGGCGAAUGAUCAUUCCUACCAGGCGCAUCUUCAAGAGCACACGGGAAACGGACACUCAACGUCAGGACCGUCCGGUCAACAGUCCUCUCCACACCAUCAAAAUCACAGGAGACACUCCGCAACCUCCUUCAGGGAUAUUCUCCACUCCAACGUGGAUGGAACACACCUCUCUCCCGUAACACCUUUUGUUGAACCAUCAGCGAAGGAGGCACGUCCUGCGCGCAGAGUCUCCGCCCUCCAAAACGCCCUAUUCAACCUCUCCGCCGUUAUCUUAGUCUGCGCCGCCGGCGUACUUGGCUGGUAUGUCAGCCCUGGAUCAUCAAAAGGUGAAGAUAAGCAGGAUGACAGCGGGUCUCUCUCCUUCGAUACCCUGGGUCAAGUAUUUGGCUACCUAUGUGCAGUCUUGUACCUUGGAUCUCGCCUACCCCAGAUCUUACUCAACUACCGACGGAAGUCCACAGAUGGUGUAUCCCUGUUAUUCUUCCUCUUCGCUUGUAUUGGCAACUUAACUUACGUUCUUUCUAUACUUGCUUACUCCCCGGUCUGCAAGGGGGAGUACGCCCAAGGAAGGGUCAGCCAAUGUCGACCUGGCGAAGCUGCUGCCCUGUAUGGUCGGUAUAUACUUGUGAACUUAUCUUGGUUGAUCGGGAGCUUAGGAACCCUGUUCCUUGAUAUGGUCAUCUUUGCGCAAUUCUUCUUGUAUCAAGAUAAUGGGUACGGCGAGGCUGAGGGAACUAGCGAGGAAACGUUGAGGGGAUGA
Molecule: messenger RNA, 1236 nt
Organism: Aspergillus nomiae NRRL 13137
Lineage: Eukaryota; Fungi; Ascomycota; Eurotiomycetes; Eurotiales; Aspergillaceae
Product: PQ-loop repeat-containing protein
Exons: 2
Coding region: 70-1236 (388 amino acids)
Biological process (GO): basic amino acid transmembrane export from vacuole
Cellular component (GO): fungal-type vacuole membrane
Source: RefSeq, a predicted model, not a curated record